Messenger RNA from Acanthaster planci (crown-of-thorns starfish), 2849 nucleotides. RefSeq names its product acid-sensing ion channel 1C-like. NCBI's taxonomy places the organism in Eukaryota, Metazoa, Echinodermata, Asteroidea, Valvatida, Acanthasteridae. The record is from RefSeq and is a predicted model, not a curated record. Gene Ontology annotation, molecular function: ligand-gated sodium channel activity. Gene Ontology annotation, biological process: sodium ion transmembrane transport. Gene Ontology annotation, cellular component: plasma membrane.
CCCUCCUCCGUGUCGUCGAACAAUAGAAGCUUAAUCUCAGUUGAAAUAAAAUCACAGAUACAGUAACAGUAUGUAGCCUGAGUUGAGUUUCCAAUAUUAUGAUGACUUUAAGAAAGAAACCAAGUCACGCAUUGCUCUUUGGUGAUCUAAAUAUAAUCACGCUAUUUAACAAGAUUCGCUAAAGAGCCAUGCCAUUCAACAAGUGUUUCUUUGCUUCUUCUGUCACUGUCAUCCAGUUACCCAAUCAAUCAGCCAUCUCGGGGUCAGCAGCAAUUACCUGUUGCUUAUUAAAUAAAAGCUGCUUGUUUAUAGAAGGCGUGAGCUAAGUCAUAUUGGAGGGGCAACAGCUCAGUGCAAUCAUAUCCAGAAGUGCUGGCUACCGAGACAGGUUCUCAAUUUAGCCUCAGAUACAAUCCUUAACUCUGAGUAUUGCGUACAUUCAUAUAGGAUCGUUAUUCUGUAUUGCAGGCAAAAUGUAUGCAUGGACGGAAGGCACCAAAACUCCAAAUCUCUUGGGCGACCAGGAGUCUAUUUUCUCCAUUGGCAGUCCUGAUUUCACCGUCCGAUCUACCAUUAUUAACAUGGAGGACAAGGAGACAAAAGGAAACAACUGUCGAAGUCAAACUUGCUCCGCUGACGUUGACAGACGCUCAUUUGCGGACCGAUUUCGGGAAUUCGCAAAUAGUACAACUUUUCAUGGAAUCAGCAACGUGACAAACAGCAAACACAACGGAAUCAGAAGAUUGUUUUGGUCGUUGAUUGUGAUUGGCGUAUCAUCCUGGCUUGUGACUGGCAUCACACAAACAGUGAUUGAAUUUUUCAAGUAUCCAGUAACUAGUGCGAUCUCCAUCAAUUACGUGGACAGCAUGACUUUCCCGGCUGUGACUAUCUGUAACUUCAACCAAUUCCGCCGCUCUGUUAUACCCGAUGAUCAGGUGGACUUUAUCAAUAAGCUGUACGGACUUGAUCCGGAAGCACCCACCGACCUCAACAUCUCUGACUUCGAAAUAACAGGUCUUACUCGGGACCAAUACGAAGACUUGUUCGCAGCCAUGUCUCAUCAACUGGAAACUAUGCUCAGUGAAUGUGUGUGGAGAAGUAGUGAGACAUGCACGGUUCAGAAUUUCACACGGCGAUUCACUGAUCAUGGCAUUUGCUUCACUUUCAAUGACCCUAAAAAUGGAUCGGAGAUUUUGCAAGUCAACAGUGCGGGAACUCGCAAUGGGUUGUUCCUUCGACUGUAUGCUGACACUGAAGAAUACAUGUUUAGUGAAAACACAGCAGCCGGCUUCAGGAUGUUGCUGCAUCCUCAAGGCGUAGCACCCCUUGUCAAGGAGCUCGGCUUCUCCGUUUCUCCCGGGUUCGAGUCAUCAAUUUCUGUCAGACAGACUCUUGUGGAAAGUCUUCCACAGCCUUAUGAGUCGAACUGUACCAAUUCAACGCUCAGGUAUUCUGACACAUACACGGUACCCUCCUGCCGCUUUGAGUGCAAGGUUGAAUACGUUGUAGACAAAUGUGGAUGUCGUGAUUACAGAUGGCCAGGUCCAGCACCGAUCUGCAACCCACAGGAGCAGUUUAAGUGUGUGUACCCACAAGAAGCUGAGUUUCUGAGACAGAAUGUAGAAUGUUCCUGUCCGGUGUCCUGUGAAACCAAAACAUAUGAGAGUCGCAUUUCUCUGGGCUACUGGCCAGCCGGUCACGUGACUGAAUUUGUUGAAGCACACAUGAACUUAACGGAGGAAUAUGUCAGGAAGAACUACCUGGAUGUGUAUAUCUUCUUUGAAGAGCUGAUGUACCUAAAAAUUGAGCAAAAAGAAGCAUACAGCACAUCAUCAUUGCAAAGUAACAUAGGAGGGUACAUGGGUCUGCUCUGCGGAAUGAGCUUGAUUACGGUCCUGGAAUGGGCAGAUUUCACUCUCGUCUCAAUUAUACGGAGAUUCCGAUCCAGGAAGGAGUAAUUUUUCGCGUCAAAUCGGAUUUGUGUGAGCAAAAUUUCAGGUGAAAAAGGAAAUCUGUUUUCAUAGACAGUUUUAUUCUACAUGAACGAACUUGAUGCCACGACAGUGUUGCGUUACUCAACUUAACAGUGAUGUUGUCUUGUACUGAAAUUACUGGUCCAACUAAUAUGGAUCGUUUAUCUGACAUACGCAGGUCUUUCUUUGGACGAAACUAUUAAGAUUAAACAAAUAUGUACUUUUAUUUUUAUCCUUAAAUUGAGAACUGUGUCUUAACAACUUAUAUUGCUGACUGAACAAACAUUGAAACUCAUAGCUGAUGCAGAAUACAUAUAAUUUCAAUGUCUGCACCCUAACAAGCAAGUCACGUUAAACAAUGUAAACUGUAUGUAGGAGAUAGAUUUUAAAACGUCAACAUAACUGUAUAUAUAGUAAUUAAUUUCUUUCUUUUGGUUAGACAACGUAUCCUCUGUUUCCUGGCAAGUACAACUGUAUAUUAUGAACCAUGAUUUGAGAUAAUGAUAUCAGAUUAUUUAUUUAAAUUUUAAAGGACGAGUUAAACAAAGAAAUUGCAAUCUGAUUUGAAUUUCCAAUAUGCACUUCGAGCUCGUGAACCUUUUUUUCAAUUAAAGAAUAAAAUGAGUUCAUCUUUUCAGGAAGUGUUCUUGACCUAUCACCAGCAGUGCUUAUUUCUCGUUCAUUUACAGACUGUUUACUUCCAGGAUUCAAACAGGUAAAACAGCGUAAAAGUUGUUAUAACAUGAAUAGCGAUCCCAUAAUUUUACGGGCAUUUUCUCAUCAGUAAGUUGCGUAUUUGUGGAAUGAAUGCAUCGUUAUUGAACCAUCAGCAAACAAUCCUUAAUGUCUCUCAAAUUCAUUCCCAGACGAGCAUCA